Molecule: messenger RNA, 1221 nt
Organism: Zymoseptoria tritici IPO323
Lineage: Eukaryota; Fungi; Ascomycota; Dothideomycetes; Mycosphaerellales; Mycosphaerellaceae
Exons: 2
Coding region: 1-1221 (406 amino acids)
Biological process (GO): L-phenylalanine catabolic process; L-tyrosine catabolic process; homogentisate catabolic process
Molecular function (GO): fumarylacetoacetase activity
Source: RefSeq, a predicted model, not a curated record
AUGAAGUCAACGCCAGGUGCUUGCCUGCCGGGUUACGCCUCUCACUUUGGGAUUGCCAACAUACCGUUCGGCAUCGCAUCCUCGCCGCUACACCCUCAGCCGCAAUGCGUCUCCCGAUUCGAAGAUAACGUAAUCUUUCUGGCAGAUAUCCAGAGCCUUGUCGAUGGUCUAUGCUCCACCGUCGUCUUCUCGCAGCCAACGCUGAACGACUUCGCUGCCCUCCCGCGAAAAAUCCAUCAGGAAGUGCGGAGACGGAUACAGCAACUCCUCGCACAAGAUCCUUCUCAACUCCCGGUCAAUGCCCUCGAACACAUCUCCGCCGUCCAAAUGGCUCUUCCAGUUCGAAGCGGCGACUUCACCGACUUCAGCUGCUCGGCAGACCACGUACUGAAUGCUUCCGAAGCAAUGACCGGCUCGCGUUCGCACCCGCCUUCCUUCUAUCACCAGCCGGUCGGAUAUGCUGGGCGUUGCAGCAGUCUGGAUAUCUCUGGCAGUGCGCAAGAGAGGCCUCUUGGACAGUUCUGGGCGGGCAAGCCAGGCAACAGCGAAAUUGUGUUUGGGCCUUCGCGGUGCAUGGACUAUGAGCUCGAAGUCGGUGCGCUUGUGGGAAAGCCGCUCGGGAGGCGGGAAAGGCUGCUCGCGAAAGAUGCGGCGGAGCAUAUUUUUGGCUUCGUGCUGGUCAAUGAUUGGAGUGCUCGCGAUAUCCAGGGAUUCGAGAUGAGCCCACUUGGACCUCUGAACGGGAAGAACCUCGGAACCAGCGUAUCGCCGUGGGUCAUCAUGCCCGAUGCUCUGAUACCAUUCAACACCGCUGCGAUGCCACGAAAAGCCGGCGUACCUGUCCGAGCAUAUCUUGACGGCGGUCAACCUCGCAUCAUCCAACUUCAAGUCCACAUCGCUUUGACAAGCGAAGAAGCAACAGAGACCGUAUGUCGAUCUAACACGGCAUACAUGUACUGGUCGCUCGAGCAGUGUAUGGCACAGCAAGCGCUUGCCGGCUGUGGUCUGCAAACGGGAGAUCUGAUCGCCACGGGAACUGUUAGUGGGCCUGAUGAAGAGGAGCACGGAUGCUUGAUGGAGUACAUGAAAGCUGGCACGACGCCGCCACGCGGGUAUCUUGAUGAUGGGGAGACAAUAGUCCUGGACGGCUAUUGUGGUGAGGGUGUUGGCUUCGGUGAAUGUGUAGGUACGCUGAUGUCGGCCAAAAAUAUUAGCGAGUGA